This is a messenger RNA of Danaus chrysippus (African queen), 429 nucleotides long. Lineage: Eukaryota; Metazoa; Arthropoda; Insecta; Lepidoptera; Nymphalidae. The record is from the annotation of a GenBank genome assembly.
AUGGAAUCGAAUAAAGAGCGGAAUAAUUCUCAAGUUGAGGUUAAUUUGAGUCGACCGAUAAAAGUAAUUCAUUUUAGUGAUGGGAUCGAGGAAAUAAUGGAAGAAAACCAAGUUACAGAAUUAGAUAGCGCUCCUAAGGACAAUGAAGUCAUAGAUCCAAAAACAUUAUCUUGGGGACCUUGGAUCUCAUAUCAGACACGAAAAUCUGGUUCUAAAGUUCUCGGAGCAUUGGAUUAUGCCGGAGAGUCAUUGGCAAACUUCUUAGGUAUAACAACACCGAAAUACAUAAUAGAGAUCGAGGAAUAUGAGAGAAUGCAAAUGGAAAAGAAGAAAAUUGAAGAUGAAUCGGCCGGCUGGGUCCCGAAGAGUGUGGAUAUACCUCUAGUAUUAAACGAACCAAUGAAAACAGACAAAGAGGAAAAUGUUUAA